CAGGGAGGGGUGGCGCGGGGCCUGCUGGGAGCUGUAGUCCCCGGCAGCGCCGGGGACAUUCCUUCAUCCCUGGGACGGGAAAGGCCGCGAACGGACGGGCCGGAAUAGAGCUUUGUGUAGCUGAAGGAAAAUGAUGGAAGAGAGUGGAAUAGAGACAACUCCACCUGGCACGCCCCCACCAAGCUCAGCAGGGGCUGCUGCUGCUGCAGCACCUGUCUCAUUAGCUUUGUCCAGUCCCCUUUCUACACCAGGCAUGUCCUCUUCUCCUGCAUAUUCACCAUCCUUGCCAGCUGGAUUGUCUCCAAUUCCUCCUCCUCCUCCUCCUCCUCCUCCUCCUCCUCCUCUGACUUCGGCUUCUCUCCCACCUGUGCCUUUUGCAACGAUUUCUUCUCUUGCACCAUCUCAAAGUCCUGCCCUACCUCUUGCUUCCCCUUUAACCUUUAGUACCCCCACGUCCCAGUUCUCUGCUCCUCCUGCCGUCAAGUUUACUGCUAGCCCUGGUCUUCCUGCACCUCCCACUGGUCCCCCCAUUUCAGGUUUUUCCAUGUCCUCAACCUAUGAUAUCACCAGGGGUCAUGCUGGUCGAGCACCGCAGAGCCCACUGAUGCCUUCAUUUUCUGCAACUCCAGUCACAGGAGGUGUUUUGGCUGAUCCCAUCACUCAACAAGCAACUUUCUCAUCAUCUUUGUCUCCUGGGGUUGGCUCUGCAAUCACUUUUCCUGAGGAGCAUGAAGACCCCAGAGUAUCUACUGCCCAUGGUGGAGCACCUGCUGGAGGGCUGUGGGGGUUUAUAAAGGGUGUAGCUGAGAAUCCCAUGGUGAAGUCUGUUCUUGAUAAAACCAAACAUUCAGUGGAGACCAUGAUCACAACACUGGAUCCUGGCAUGGUUCCCUAUAUCAGAACUGGGGGAGAACUGGACAUAGUGGUCACUUCUAAUAAAGAGGUAAAAGUGGCAGCAAUUCGGGAUGCCUUUCAAGAAGUCUUUGGAAUGGCUAUUGUUACUGGAGAGGCUGCACAGUCUAACAUUGCACCCCAACCUGUGGGCUAUGCUGCAGGUUUAAGGGGAGCACAGGAAAGGAUAGACAGCUUGCGUCGGGCAGGAGUCAUCCAUGAGAAACAGCCUGUUGUAUCCGUGGAAAACUUCAUUGAGGAAUUGCUUCCUGACAAGUGGUUUGACAUUGGAUGUCUGAUUAUUGAGGAUCCAGUUCAUGGAAUUCACCUGGAAGCAUUUACCCAAGCAACACCAGUACCUUUGCAAUAUGUUCAGCAGGCCAAGAGUCUCACUCCUCAGGACUACAAUCUGAGAUGGUCAGGCCUGCUGGUGACCUUGGGUGAGGUGCUGGAGAAGAGUGUUGUGAACGUGAACAGGACGGACUGGCAUGUGGUGUUCACGGGCAUGUCCCGCCGGCAGAUGAUCUACAGCGCGGCCAAGGCCCUGGCAGGGAUGUACAAACAACAGCUGCCACCCACGACCAUGUGAGAGUGGCUGGUCUGUCACAGCAAGGAGUACUGGGCUUGGUUCUGGAGCUAAUAUGAAGGCUACACACUCGCAGUGUAUGCAACACAGAUUUGUAAUCUUAACUCUAAACUGCUUCUACUUUUUAAGAAGCGAAGGUGAUUUCUGGUAGUGGAAGUGAACAAUUACAUUUUUUGGCUAUUAUAUGAUUUCCAGUAUGAUUCACAAGGCAGGAAAUUGAGACAAAUGCAUAUAUUUAUAACUGGUACAAGUAGCAUUACAAUUUUUCAAGUGUAACAUGCUAUGAUUUGACACCUUACUAGGCAUUUGCUGAGAUACUUUAGUUAGUAUACUUUUGAAAGGGGAUAUUUGUUUAGCUGUUUCUAUUAUAUUAGUAAUAUAAACAUGUUGACAGCAUAACAUGUAUGUUAUAUAUAUGCAUUUCAAUCCAGAGAGACUACCUUCUGUAUUACAUGUUAUACUGGGGCACGUAUUUAGGGGAUACUUAAGACCUCAUGAGUUUGGUGUCUGUAUAUAGUUCUCAGGAGUGAUGCCAAGUAGUUUCUACAGCACAUAACAGUGAGGUGCUGAAGAGCACAAAUCCAUGCCCUGUUAGCUGAAGUCUUUGCUAAAUAGUUCUGAAUUCUCAUUUUCCAUGCUGCAUCUUUUUUUCUUUUUUAUGUAGCAGUAAUGAAAUUCGUGGCCAGUUGAAACACCACAGACAAAUUUCGAGUUGCUUCAGUGGGUUUUAUAUCAGGUACCACAUAUGCCACAUGAAAUCAUCUCAGCAGUUUCAAUAACAUCGUUUACUCCAAUGCUUCCAAACUUCACAUUUUAUAUGGAAUUACGUAGUUUAUCUAGUUACAGCUGUCAGCAAUUUGAUUAUGGAAAAUGGUGAUGUGUGUAUCACUUGCUUUGCUAGCCUGGGUUUCUUAAACACUUCGGAGUCUUAAAUGCUUUCUUGAUGUCAUGAGCUCACUGUCUCUCAUAUAA
Manacus vitellinus (golden-collared manakin) is the source of this 2449-nucleotide messenger RNA. It is a transcript of the gene PRRC1, whose product is annotated as proline rich coiled-coil 1. Gene Ontology annotation, biological process: activation of protein kinase A activity. Gene Ontology annotation, cellular component: cytoplasm. The coding region runs from base 131 to 1480 and encodes 449 amino acids. The record is from RefSeq and is a predicted model, not a curated record. The transcript has 9 exons. Gene Ontology annotation, molecular function: protein kinase A regulatory subunit binding. Lineage: Eukaryota; Metazoa; Chordata; Aves; Passeriformes; Pipridae.